AUGCGCACGCGACGGAUGCGUCGGUCGGUCAAUAACAUAAUAGUGACUUCACUGUCUUAUGCGUACAGCUGCCUCCCAGCUACAGUUUUAGCGUCGUGUGUUGAGAGCGUAUGGUCUUCUGGCAAGAGUAAUGGUGCGCAGACGCAAUUAUCUCGUGCCCUGUGGCUGUGGUGCGGCGCACUCGGGGCACGUGUGUGGUUACCUUUAUUACCAAGAGAGGCCACAAGGAGACAGGACCCGUCGAGACAUACUUUUAUGGCGAAGCGGAUCAUGCUGCCGUUUCAUUUGAAUAUUUAUCCAUUGACAAUACUUUUCGACGAUGCAAUCUUGUUGGGUGCCGAAAACGACACCACCCUGUACGCUUCAGACUCGAACUCCGUGUUCUCGUUGCCUUUCUGUGUCAUCAAUAGAACGAGUCAAGUGUACCUGCACCAAAUACUCCGGCAGCUACUUCGCCGUAACCUCGGUUACCACGCCUGGGAGAUUGCGCGCUCUUGCUCGCAGUUGCCCUAUUUCCCGCAUUCCUUAGAGUUGUUAUUGCACGAGGUUCUGGAGGAAGAAGCGACCAGCAAAGAGCCGAUUCCCGACGCCCAGCUUCCCAGCGUUAUCGAGUUCGUUCAUGAAUUUCCCGUUUAUCUUCAGACGAUAGUGCAAUGUGCAAGGAAGACCGAGAUAGCGCUAUGGGCGUACCUCUUCUCGGCGGCCGGAAAACCCAAGGAGCUCUUCCAGGAAUGUCUGCAAAGGAAAAUGUUGGAUACGGCCGCUUCCUACUUAAUUAUAUUACAGAAUCUGGAGAGUUCGGCUGUGAGCAGGCAGCUCGCCACCCAGCUCUUGGACACGGCUCUACAAAAUGAGCGAUGGGACCUCGCGAGGGACCUGGUGCGUUUUCUGAGAGCUAUAGACCCAAACGACGUGGAUUCCCCUCGAAACUCUGUGAACGUGCAAACGAAGUACGGCCAAGUGGUGCAGUCACAAACGGUCAGCCCCAACGCCGAAGACUUGUCCGUCAUAUUGGGAACUAUGCAGAUAUCGGGUGGUCGCGGGCGCAGCUUCAGCACGACCGCAGCCCCCCGCGAGCCCUCACCGACGGGACACGCUCCGCCCCCCGCCCCACCCCCUGCCAGACGAACGGCCGCGGCCGCCGUCAAGAGGAAGAAGUCCGUGCCCGCGAGGGCCGACCGAGAAUCGUGCAACGGCACGGCCGAGGAGUUCUUCAUAGACAUGAUGAUACAGAGACACGCGCGACAUCUGCUUUCGACCGCGAGACUCGUGUCGUUGGGGAAGCUGGCGGCCGCUCUCGACCUGCAUCUGGUGGCCUGGCUGGCCGGAGAGAGGGAGAGGGCCGCUCGAGUCGACGACGCCGUGCUCUGUCUCAAGCGAGUCCAUCGGGACUUCGACUGGCCGUACCCGACGCCCACCGAGGACCAGUACGCGCAGAGGAAGACCAGCGUCGCUCCGAGUACCUUCAGCCUGUCGGCCGACUGCGGCAGCCAGUGCGGCGACAGUGGCUACAUGAGCCUGUCUCUGAAAGCCGCGUUACCUCUGGCCGGGGCCGUGGCCUGUCGUUCUCCGGGACCCGUCAGUUCGGCGGGCGAAGGCAGCGUGGCGGAGGGCGGGGGCGUGGCGUGGGGCGAUGCGGAGGGCGAGGAGCGGCGCUACGCCGCCCUGAUGGAGCGGCUGCACCAACACCAGGCCGACCGCGGAGACCACACCGCCCACGUGCGCCUGCGCUACUUCCUGCAGCUCGCAACGGAGGCCAGCUGCGUGGAAUGGGCGCUCGUGGUCGCCGUCGCGCUGCGCGACGCCUUGGCCGUCCUGCGCUGCACCAACGCCGCGCGGGCGCCCGACGUCAGCCUGUCGGCCGCCAAGCGCCUGCGCGACGCCCUGCGGGACCUGCUCGCCUGGUCCGACGAGGAGUGCGUCGGCUACAAACCGUUCAUGCUGGCGAUCGGCAACCAAAUGCCGUUUCUGACGUCCAUCAUCAACGCCCGCGAACGACGCACGUCGACGGUGAAGCCGCGCGUGCGCACGCCGAGCACGGGCUCGCUCAACUUGGAGCCUAAGCAGACGCAGGAACCGAAGCUACCGACCCCUCAGAAGGCCCAAGAGGUCUCCAAACAGGCCGUCAGGAAGGACUCCCCUCCGACAAUCCCCGAACCCGUCGCGGUCGCCGCGCCGUCGAGACCGCCGGCCGAGCAAGGAGAUGCUUCCUCCGGCUGUGCUCUUAUGUAA
Messenger RNA from Pieris macdunnoughi, 2232 nucleotides. Lineage: Eukaryota; Metazoa; Arthropoda; Insecta; Lepidoptera; Pieridae. The record is from the annotation of a GenBank genome assembly.